Messenger RNA from Sorex fumeus (smoky shrew), 1987 nucleotides. It is a transcript of the gene PLEKHN1, whose product is annotated as pleckstrin homology domain containing N1. Gene Ontology annotation, molecular function: phosphatidylserine binding; phosphatidic acid binding; cardiolipin binding. The transcript has 16 exons. The record is from RefSeq and is a predicted model, not a curated record. Gene Ontology annotation, cellular component: mitochondrial membrane; cytoskeleton. Gene Ontology annotation, biological process: response to hypoxia; 3'-UTR-mediated mRNA destabilization; positive regulation of apoptotic process. The coding region runs from base 105 to 1883 and encodes 592 amino acids. Lineage: Eukaryota; Metazoa; Chordata; Mammalia; Eulipotyphla; Soricidae.
CCAGCUCCACCUACUCGCCCAGAAGCACCCCGGCACUCCCGCCCUGUCUGCUCGGCAGGAGAGGUGCGCACACCAUCCUGCUCUGGCAGCCGGCACCAUCAGCCAUGGGGAACAGCCAAUGCGUCCCUCAGGCCCCUCGGAGGCUCCGGGCCUCCUUCUCCAGGAAGCCUUCCCUGAAGGGAACCAGGGAGGACAGCGCCAGGAAGCUGGGUGGCCUGUUUGGCACUGAGGCCAGCCCCGACAGGGACACGACAGCCGACAAGAUCUUCUACUACAUCCCCGGGACGGACAUCCCAGGGCUGCAGAACCAGCAAGAAAAUCUGGAACAGCCAUUCCUGAGUGUCUUCAAGAAGGGUCGGCGGAGGGUGCCCGUGAGGAGUCUGGGCAAGGUCAUACACUAUGCCAAGGUCCAGCUGCGGUUCCAGCACAGCCAGGAAGCCAGUGACUGCUACCUGGAGCUCUUCCCCACUCACCUGUACUUCCAGGCCGUGGGUUACGAAGGCCUCACUUUCCAGGGCCUGCUGCCGCUGAUGGAGCUGAGUGUCUGCCCGCUGGAGGGGUCCAGAGAGCCCGCCUUCCAGAUCACAGGCCCCCUGCCUGCACCCCUGCUCGUGCUGUGUCCCAGCCAUGCAGAGCUGGGCCGCUGGCUCUACCACCUGGAGAAGCAGAUGGCCCUCUUGGGCGGGCUGCGGCGCUGCCACUCGGCCCCCCCACAGGGCCCCCCUGAGGACGAGCUCCCCUGGACUCUGCAGCGCAGGCUCACCAGGCUGCGGACAGUGUCGGGACGCCACAAGGUGGGCAGCGCCAUCUGUGCUUCCAGAGUGAGGCUGCAGCACCUGCCCUCCCAGGAGCAGUGUGACCGACUCCUGCUGCUGUACCCGACCUCCCUGGCCAUUUUCUCCGAGGAAGCUGACGGGCUUUGCUUCAAGGGGGAGCUUCCGCUUAGUGCUAUCCACAUCAACCUGGAGGAGAAGGAGAAACAGAUCCGCUCUUUCCUGAUUGAAGGCCCCCUCAUCAACACCAUCCGAGUGGUGUGUGCCAGCUACGAGGAUUACAGCCGCUGGCUUCUGUGCCUGCAGGCAGUGACCGGUCCCCAGGGCUUCCCAGGGCUCCAGGCACCCACACAGACCAGGGGUGGUGGCCGAAGCUCGCUCUCCUCAGAUGGACGGACCAGCUGGGACUCGGGGUGCCCGGCACCCCCGUCCACCCACACCAGCCAGUCUCUCCCUGAAUCCUUGGUGGUGUCUCCUGUGAGCUGCCCUGCACAGGCUCCACCCGAGGGGGACAGCACCAGCAAACACAAGUUAGAGUUGAGACGGAGCGGCAGCACUCGGUCCCCCAGGAGCAAGGCCCGAAGAGAGAGGCCCGGUCCUACCAGCCCCCUGCACCUGGAUCUGACCAAGCUUCGCGUGGAAGGCAGCCCUGAGGCCCCAGACCCUUCUCUGGAGACCCCACACUCCCCGCUGUACGCUGACCCCUACACGCCACCCGCCACCUCCCACCACAAGGUCACAGAUGUUCGGGGCCUGGACGAGUUCCUCAGCGCCAUGCAGAGCUCGCUGCAGUCCGAGCCCACAAGCUCUUUCCCCUCGGUUCCUGUGUCGGUGCCUGUGUCGGACCCCAGCUGUGGACUGUCCAAGAAGGGGACCCUGGUAUCCCGGGCCUCCCCCCGGCAUCGAGGUCGGGCCCCACCACCACCAGACUCCCCGCAGCUUGUCUCCCCUGCGAAGGACGGCUUGCCUCUCCCGGUGCCUCCUCCUGCAGAUGGCCGUCCCCCCAGGAGUUACGACAACCUCUGGGACAAGGCCCCGUCCCCCUGCCGGCAGCGGUGGCCCCGGUUCAGUGUGCCUGAGACUGAAGGGGGGCCCUUGCACUGGAUCUGAGUCCCCAGCAGGGCGGCACCUGCCAGUACCCACCCUGGAGACCUGACACAGGUGUGGCCAGCCUGCACCCCAUCUAGCGCCGAGUCAGGAACCCUGGAUUUGGG